Hemibagrus wyckioides is the source of this 5112-nucleotide messenger RNA. RefSeq names its product fibroblast growth factor 6a (gene fgf6a). The record is from RefSeq and is a predicted model, not a curated record. Bases 842 to 1309 code for a protein of 155 amino acids. Gene Ontology annotation, biological process: positive regulation of protein phosphorylation; animal organ morphogenesis; positive regulation of cell population proliferation. Gene Ontology annotation, cellular component: cytoplasm. NCBI's taxonomy places the organism in Eukaryota, Metazoa, Chordata, Actinopteri, Siluriformes, Bagridae. The transcript is spliced from 3 exons. Gene Ontology annotation, molecular function: fibroblast growth factor receptor binding; growth factor activity.
GGCUUUGUUUGCCCAACCUGAGGCUUUGCCCUUCAUGGGGGUUGGUCUGUGGGGCUGCAGCUAGCUGUCUGAAAUACUUUUAAAUAUAUUUAACUAUAUGCGAUAUUUCACAGGGUGUAAUGGGCCUGGAUAUUUUCACUUAUACUACACUCUCAGAACAUAACAUGACUGAACUGUACCUGUCCUUGUUGCUGGGGUGACACCUUCAAGGGUAUAUCUUUUGCAUCUUUAAUAUGUAUCUUUAAAAUGAUGCAGUUUUCUUAUUUAAGCCGACGUGUAACGCUUUAAGGGGACUCUACAUGCACUUUCUAGGUUUAAUCAUACACACUAGGUACCCUCAAAGGUAUUUCUGUGGGUUGCAGCCCAGCGAGAAGUCAUGGUUUAGUGGAGUUUAGUAGCCUUUUUCAGAGAGUGUAGAAGCCUAUAAGCUCAGUAAGGUGUGUUUCCAUGUGAAUACAGCCCACCUGUAGACCCCUUUAGCCUAUCUCUUUUGAACCUGAGGGUUUAAUAUAGCUGUGUGCCGUUUAGGACGUAGCCCGUUGGUCUGCUCUCCCCCCACACCGGCGUUUUCCGUCGACAGAGGCACGACGGAGAAGCAAAACAUGGUCAUCAUCAUCAUCACCGGCAGCAGCAGCAACAGCAGCAGCACGAGCAGAUUGAUCUCCGCCGCGCCCGAAGCCCCCGACCCCGACCCGCCUUCCAAAAAUAAGCCCCUGCCGCCAUGCGCGCGACGGAAGCGAAACGAGGCGAGCGGUAUUUUUAGGGCCGUUCACGCUGACCACGUGCGCCGACGGUAAACCGGACGGCCGUUGCCGUUGCGCAGAAGCAGCGCCUCGACGGCAUGCCCCGGCGCGAGAGCAGCGCGCGCCACACGAGCACGGCGACGGCGCGGACGGCGAUCGUUCUGCUGGGCUUUCUGCUCGGGGUCGCGUCCUCGCGCAGGACCCACGCCACGACGCUCGAGGCAAGGUGGGAGAAGCUGUUCGCGCGCUCCGUGCUCGGGAUCUCGGGGGACAACGACUAUUUGAUGGGUGUCAAGAGAGUGCGGAGGCUGUACUGCAACGUGGGCAUCGGGUUUCACCUGCAGGUGCUGCCAGACGGAAGGAUAAGCGGUGUACAUGACGAGAACCAGUACAGUCUAAUAGAGAUCUCCGCGGUGGACAGAGGAGUGGUGAGUCUGUAUGGGCUGAAAAGUGAGCUGUUUGUCGCAAUGAACCGCCGGGGAAGGUUGUACGCAACGGUAGAGAGUCUUCCGGGACGAGUGCAAGUUCAAAGAGACAUUGCUUCCCAACAACUACAACGCCUAUGAGUCUUCCAUUUAUAAGGGCUUCUACAUCGCCCUGAGCAAACAUGGCCGCCUGAAGAGAGGCUACAAGGCCACGCCGGCUAUGACUGUCACGCACUUCCUCCCUCGAUUAUGAGCGAGACUGGCAAUAACUCACUCUUUUUGCACAUGUUGGACAUUCUCGCAGGUAACUUAUCCAUACGUACGAGGCACGAAAAAUGAACUGCAAUCAACAGAUAUAAAACACGUAAUUAUAGUAUUUAUUCUCGUUAAUGAAAUAUAUGUAUAUAUGGGUAGCUGUGUGUCCGAUCUUUGUGUACAUGCCAUUCUUUGCUGCUUGUCAUUUCUAUUAAGAUUAUAUGAGGGACGAGGAGCUUUUUUUUGCCCCCUCUCACUUUUUAUGGGUGCUUGCCAUAACUGGUGUGUAAACCUUACCCUGUCAUUGGUAUGACUAACAUCUCCAGCUUUCAGAAGUGAAACAGAUACGUUUUAUUACCUCAAAGAGCUACGUCCGGCUUGGAAAGGUGUGAGCGUGUCACACGUUGGGGCGAGAGAGAAAUGUUUAAUCGUUGAUUUCAUUCUGUUCCACCAUUUUGCAAGAGAGAAGACGGCUUACGAGAUCGCUGCCUUUCUUGCACGGUGGUGCCUUAGCUUUCUAAACUGUGGUUUUUGGGUUUUUUUUCCUAAUUUUGCAUGUUUGCAUCCUGCUGUAACAGAGAUGAGCCACUCUGGGGGCUUCAGCCCGAUUCCUAGAGGGCUGUGAGUAGCUUCAUUUCAUGCCGUUUCCUUACUUAGAUCAGCUAGAUAUCAGAGAAUCUGGGACUUGCCAGAAAUAAGAGCAGCUUGCAUGCGUUUGUAUUGGAGACUCAAGCCUACGAAGAUCCUUUAAUCCUUCAUGGCAAGGACACUUAAAGACACUGGAGGCUGAAAUGUAGCAUGGUCAACAACCUCAGAACUAAACUUGUCGUCCGUUUAUGAAGAAUCAAUAAAAAAUGGGUUGAUCUUGGGAUUUUAGGAGCUGGAAUUAGUAUCUAAUGUAGCAGCGUUUUUUUUUUUUUUUUUAAAGAUACUUUGCUCAUUUAAGAAGUAUGUGAAAAUCUCAGGCUACAAAAUCUGCCAUUGAUUAAUUUAUUAUUUUGGCUCCGUGUUGUCAAGUUUGAAUUUGCUUUACAUUUAGACAGCAGGACUGAGCUCAGGGGUGGACAAAUCAUACAUCCAUAAGCUAGCAUAGUCAAAGCUAGGCUAAAAAGUAGUGAGUAACGUAAUUUGUGUGUGAAAAGAGCUAAUUGUAUGCAUUAAUCCAGAGUCUGGAAAAUGAGCAUGAAUUGGAAUGAUUCUAUAUAACUCUGGUGACAAACAAUAUUGCUUGCGCCUUCAACAAAAAGCCAAAACGUCUGGCUAACAGUCAAGCUAUUACGUUUAAUGUUCUGUCAUUACCGUAAAAAUGUCUAACGUCCUUGUUUUUUGUGAAAUAAGUGCACGUUAGUCUACUAGUUUUAGAGAUAUAUAGCAGUUUUAUACUGUGAAUGUGCUGUACUGCACUUUGGUCACUGGAAUAUCUGUCUAGCUUCUGUAAAACCACGUAAAAAAAUAAAAAAAAUUCUAUCUACCCAGAAGCGUAGCUGCAGGACAGUUAAAGCAGGCAAUUGCUUGGGGCCUUGUGUUUUCAGGGAGUCCCCAUGACAGCUGACAUUCUCCAACCCUUAUUUGCUGCGCUUUUCGAAAUGAUGAGCGAUUGGGAGCUAGUAACAAAACAAAAGAAAAUGAAAAGAGGAAGCAGAACUGUGAAAAGUGGUGGAGAUCAUCUAACGAGAAAAUAAUUAAGCUAGGAGACGGUGGUCUAGUUACUGAGAUUUUUAUUUGGCUGAAUUUGACAUGUUGCUCAAAUCGGUUUGUUGGCUUUGAUUAUUCAAAGAAUAUGUGGAGUAUAAAACCCAAGACUUUACCAAAGAUUACUGUCAUAGCCUGCGUAAUGUGUCUAUUGGGUAGCUAUAUGAUCUAGCACUAUAUUUAGCAUGCAUAAUAUAACACUAACACUUCCACACAGAUAUUCUCUAGCUGGCUCAUUGGUUUGAUUAUUUAUGAAGGCUUCUGGGGUAACAAUAUGGCAAUAAAAAAGAAAAAUGCCAGGAGGGCCACUUUUAUUUUCCCACCUGGGGCCCUGACUGUCUGUAAAAUCGCUUAUGUAAUGCAGGAGGUAGCAGGAUUCAGAAAACAUCGAAGUUCUUUUCAUCGUUUUCUCUUACUGAAGUUAAAAGGGAGCAUAUGAUUAUAAAUGAUUAGAACAGUGCUUAUAACUAAUAGGUAGUUGGUUAAUUGUUAGUUUCUAACAUUUAGAAAGAAGCUGCAUCUUACAACCUGUUUAUAAUGAAGAAUAAUUUGAGGAACACACUUUGCUUGAUGAUGAUACUGUAAAUGUUUCUAAUGUUUAUAGAAUUGUUCAUCGAUAUUGCAUGUGCUGUAUAAUUAUGCCCAGGUCAUUAUGAGUUAUGAAGGUUGUUCAGUAGAGCACAUGGUAUUAUCAUAUUAUCCUGAAGAGUGACACUUGCUGUAGAGCAUCGAGUUAGGAAUUACUUACAGCACAAUAUUACAGCUUUAUGAAGCUGGGAAAAGGAUUUAUGACCAACAUAAUCCCAAUUAUAAUGAUUUAUGAAUAUGAGCCUCUUGGAAAGUGUUAGGUUUAUUUUUCUCACGGCGUGUAGAAAGAAAACCAUUCUAAUAGCUACUGAGGCAGCCGACUGUGAAUGAAAAGCUGACAUUGUGGAUAUAUAUACGUUAUCUGCUAGUGAUUUGUCCACCCCCGAGGCAGGUUUUCUUCCAAAAAAAACUAUUUUUUGCAUCUGGCGGAAUGCCAAGCUUGACCCGAAACCCAUUCCGAAACUGUAAAACCGGUUGGGAUGUCACUUUAAGAUGUUUUAUUUCCUAUCUGCUUAUCUGUUUCAACACUAGGCACUUACACAAAGACCGAAGCAGAGAGCUGACUCAGCUUAAAGAAUUUGGUCAGCACAAUUCAUGCAUCACUGAAUCCAAUCAUUCUAAUGGCUUCCGAGUUGAAGUGUGUUGAGGGUAUUAGAGUAGUUAAACUUGGAAUAUAUUUUUAGAACUCAUAUCCCCCCUCCCACCCCAAAGCGGUCACACAUACACACACGCACACACACGUUACGCAAUCCGACUUAAAAUAGUAGCCUGCCAUGUCCUCUGAAAAACACUGCAUAAAUAAAAUGAAGGCUAAAGUUGGAGAGGAGAAGACAAACAGCUAUGGAACAGGGUCGAAAUGAUCUGAUUGUGACUCGUGAAAGCAGCAUGUAAGAUGAUUUGCUGCGAUAUCCUUUACAUGAGAAAAGGUCUGCACGAGCCAGAACGGGGUUUCUGAUCUCGCGUGGCAUCUGCAGUGUGUUUGAGAUUGCUGGGUUCCUCUACUGCAGCUCUGCUGAGAACAGAUCGUCUUACAUGGCAUAAGGAACCAGAUGGCUUUGUCUCAUUUUGCCCUCUCUGGCACUAGGGUGUAGGAAUGGCGUAGCUUUAGGGGUGGGCGAUGUUCGAAAAUAUCAGCUCAUAACAUUUAAAAAUAAUUUCCAGUGUAUUUUGAGAUGGAGUUGCAGUAUAUCAUGAUAUUUAGGUUUGGUGACAAAGUGGCAGCAAAACUACAACAACAACAACAACAACAUCAACAAUGUGUCAGUUACUGUGUUAAGUUUUAGUCAUUGUUAUAAUAUCAGAAUUCUCAUGAUAUGAUCAUAUUCCUUAGCCCUGUGUACCGGAAUAUCAGAAAGAAAUCUGUUUAUAAUGGGGUUUAGUUUCAGUGGCCACAUAGUUUACAUCUAAAU